ACAUUACCGAGAAUGGCCUAAAAUUGGUCGAUUUGGAAUUGGUUUGCCAUCGUGGCUGAUAAAUAAUGCACUUUAUAAAAGUGGUUCCACUUUGCAGACUGACUGAAUUCUGACCUAAUGAACGAAUACCUAGCAAGUUUCUUUUAUGCGUAGGCAGUUAUUGUAAGAAGCCUUAGUGUUCUCUAGAACUCCUAUCUGUACACAAGUCUUUUGUAUAACUGGUAUAAACUCUCUCCCUUCCAUGCUAAUCUCUAUUCAUAACUAUCCAAACAAAAGCUGAAGUGAAAACAAGGAGAGUGAAAUAAUGGGUUCAAUCUGUACAUGCAUGUAUGCUCAGCCGGUUGUAUUGACACCAUCAGUACCUACCCUUCUAAACCAAAAUUCAUAGUAUUGUCCUGGCAAUGAGACAACAACCUCAUUUGCUUCUGAUCCAGGCUUGUGUACAGUCAUAUAUAUGCCUUUCUCUAUACAGUAUUUCAAUUAUUGAAAGGUAUACAGUAUCUGUCAGUGUUCGACUGAGACAACAGUGUGGCUUUAUAUUUUGGAGCUUUAAAGGAAUUAUUUGAUUGAAUUGACUGCUUGGUAAUGCAGAUGUAGUGAGAGCCUUGUUAGUAUCAGGCGUAGAUCCAUCUAUCAAAGACGGUCAAGAACAGACGGCUUACGACAUCGCUAAACCUUCCAAACAACUCACAAUGGUCUUCCAUGAUGUCCUACUGCAGUCCAUUGCACAGUCAAAGACAGAGCAAGUAAAGGCGUUGUUGAGCAGUGGUCUUGAUAUCAACCAAAAAGAUGAAGCUACAGGAGGAAACACAGCUCUUCAUUGGGCUGCUAGCUUCUCCGGAAUAGAUAUCAUUAAAAUACUAUUAGAGCACAACCCUGAUGUGAAUGCGAUCAAUUCCGAUGGGACGACACCCUUACAUGAUGCUGUCCUGAGAGGGGAUGUAGACAUUGUAAAGGAGUUGGUAGCACAUGGUGCAGACAUCAAUGCUAAAGCAACAGGAGGUAAAUCUGAAGGAAAGAGUCCUUUAGAUUUAGCCGAGGAUAAUCGAGAGCUGAAGGAUGUCUUAGCUCCUCCUGUCAUCAUGAAUGGACAUGUAGAGAAUGGACAGAAUGGUGUAUCAACAGAACAGUCCGAGGAUGCUGACAAUGUGCCUUUCUUUUCAGUCACUUUGGAGACAGAGGAGGAGGAGAAGGCUGAGGAGGAGAAGGAAUCAUCUGUCAAGGAUGAUUCUACUACCACACCGGAGCAGGCUGCCAGUCCUCAAGUAUCAUCAUCAGUCCAAGAUGAGGAUGAGGAGGAAGAUGAGGUUGAGAUUGAUCUUGAGACGAUAGAAGGAGAAGAGGAGGAGGAGGAGGAUGUUGAAGUGGAUCCUAGACUGACCUUCCUCUGGCCCCAACCUCAGCAGGUCAUCCAGAAGAAUGGAGACAGAUUUAUUCUCAGUCAAGAUUUCAGUGUACAGCUAGCAGCCAUUCCACAAUCAGGUACCCUUGAACCUAUGGUUGACCUCUGGACUAUCCAAUCAGCUGUCUUGAUGGAGAAAGGAUAUCGUUGUGUGCUGGAGAAUUCUGUAGUGUGUCUUGAUCCCUCAGCUCAGGUUGUUUGUAAUAUCAACCCUCUACCAUUCAAGAGGGAAGAGAGCUAUAGGAUAUCAGUCACUGACAAGAUGGUGACGAUCGUUGCUGCUGAUCUUCCUGGUCUAUGGCAUGCAACAAGUACGUUUGUGCAGCUGGUUCAGCUCUGUCAUAAGGAAGGCAUUCCACAGCUUGAAAUCUCUGAUUGGCCUAGUAUCAAGCAUAGAGCUGUCAUGUUAGACUUGUCUGCUGGCAGAGUCCCAAGGAUGGAUACUCUACUUCAACUUGUGAAUAGUUUUGCUCAGCUGAAAUACAACGAGCUUCAUCUGUACGUGAAAGCAUACAAGGAUAGUCCUAUACACGACACCAUGCCAUACUCUGGAAGUGAGUUGCUUGACCUGGAAGUGUUUUGUCAGUGGAGGUUCAUCAAGCUGGUUCCUCACAUUGAUCUCAUGGAAGGUGGUGACCUUUCACCUCCACUCUUCUCUAUCUUCCAACAAGUCCUCUCAAGAUUUGGAUCCACCAGGGUUGUGAAUAUUGGACCCAAUUUGACUAGGAAACUGUUAGAUUCCGUUCCUCCUCCAAGCCCUCGUCCAGAGACACCUCAAGAUGAUAAUAGCUCAGCAGAUCAGUCGAAGACAUCUGAUUCUACUCUGAAGAAAGAAACAUCAGAAACUAAGACAGAGGAGACGGGAGAGAUUACAACUGAAGCAGAAGAAGCCAGAGAGGAUGAGAUGGAAGCUCCCAGACCCUCACCAUUCAUCCUAAGCAUUCAGGAUCAGCUGAGACUGAUAGGCAUUGGAAGCAAUCAAACACCUCUCUUCUGUGCUAACGUCAUCUCUGUUUAUGAGACAAGCUUCAGACAACUUCCCAUUGGAAGUGUAGCUAUGUGGUAUGGCUCUAAGAGCAAUUCUGACUUUAAGAAAGCAGGAAAGAAGCUUCUAGGAAACGGACAAGGUUUCUAUGUGUGCCCUGGAACAGGUGUCUGGAAUAGUUUGGGUGGUGCUCCUGAAGGGUCGAUCUGUAACAUAUCUCAUGCCAUCAAGACAGCUACCACCAACCCUAAUGCUAUAGGUCUCUUGCUCACUAACUGGGCUGGUUGUACAUACUCUAAUCAUCCAGUACUUAGUUGGCCAGCAUACAUCUCAGCAGCAGGUCUUUCAUGGAAUGCAUCUACUUCUCUGGACUUUCUCCAUGGCAACCUUUCAUCGUUGAUAAAUCGUCACAUCCUUCAGGAUCCUGACUCACCUCUAGGUGAUGCUAUCCUUGAGGUGGGUCGUAUUGAUACCUAUCUCACCAAGGCAUCCCUCAAUCAACUAGAUCUACCUGUCACGGACAAAUCCGUCAUAAUACCUGCCAAAGAGGGCUCUUUCCUCUGUCGAAUCAUUCAGGAGACGGACAACAUUGAUCUGGAGUUCAUCACAAUUGAGAUCAUAAACAAUGCUAUGCGCAGGAUACGGAAGAGUCAGUCGUCUGUGAAUGCUGUGGAUAAACUCAAGCUAGACAGAAGAGUCUACAUACAAGUUCAUCUCACUCUAGACUUGAUGUUCUGGGCUUGCAAGAUGGUGCGAGCUUUAUUGAUUGCUGGUAAGAAACCCAAUCAUGCUCAGAGUGGUUUCAAUGUCAUCAAUGUAGGACUUGCCAACCUAUCUGCAACCACCAAGACAGAUUCAGCUAAUAAAUUGCUGAGUAUGAUGGAGGAGUACAGGACAGUUUGGUUGGAUCAGUGUUAUCAGCCUGGUCUGGGGGCUUCAGGAAUGUUCUUCAAAGAUGUUCUCAAGCAUCUUGUACCAGAGGGCACUGAGAAAACAGAAGAUUAGAACUUCAAGGAUGUACUUCACAAAGUCAUUUAUCAGAUAACGGGGAUAACAGAAGAUAAUUCUUGCAAUUACUUCCCAGGUUUAUAUUUUGAUUGAGAAUAUAUUUAUGGUUUUAUAUUUCCUAUGAUUUCACAUAGUAGUUUGGAUACCAAAUGCUUAUAUUUUCACUUAAAAGAUGAAAUUGCACUACUUGAUAGUGAUAAUAAUGAAUUAUAAAUGGUAUGAAUGUAACUUUUCCAUUGCUGUAUAUUUUAUUUAUGCUUUUGGUUAAAUGUGUAGUUCAGUUGGUUGUACAGUGGGUUUUGGUUCAAGCAAAUCAUCUUAACCUUUUCUCGUUAUGUCAUGAGACAUAACAAUGCUCCGUUUAAUAAAACUAAGCAUUAUAAGUCAAAACUUGUUAAACAAUUGUUCAAUAUGUUGUGGCACUAAAGAAGUGCAUGAGCAUGGCAACCUGGUGCAAGAACAUUGUAAAGCCUUUUCAUUUGGAGAAGGAUAAAUAUAGAUAAUCUUAUAUUCUUACAUUUAUAAAUACUGAAAAGUUGUUGAAUUGGAGGGGAAUUUGGUGUUUUAGUUUUUUGUGAGUACUGUAGAUACAAGUGCUUGAUAUUGGUACUGAUAUUUGUUUUACCUGACUGUUUACAAUGAACCCAGGACCUUCCUGUUCCAGGACCAAUGUGCUUGUCCACUGAGCCAUCCACCAUGCCUCCAUGCCUGUAGUGCUUGUUUAUCUUUUCAAUGCUAAAGGCAGUUCCAACCACCAAAAUAAAUGGAACAAACAAGAGCAUUUUUAUCCUGAAAUUCAUGUAAACUGGUCCCAUAAAAUGAUCUAUGUGAUACAUGUCUGUCCAAAUUUGUGGCGUUGUAUGGUUAUCAAAUAUGCCUUGAAAUAAUUAUUUCAAGAAGCCUAAUGGAUCAUAAUUAUCAGUGUAGUUAAGAUGCUGCAAUUCUCUCAUUCCCCAAGACUUAACAUUGGAACCACCUGGUAUCUGCAGCUAGUGAGUUUGUGUAAUAUCUAGGUAUAUUUUUUGUGGAUAUUUGUUUGCUGAAGGUAAUCUUUAUUUCCAAUGAUAGGUAUAUUGGAGUGACUGGAAUAUCUAUAUAGUACAGAAUACAUCUUUAAAGGCUGAUUACGAUCAAUUUAUUCUAUUUAUUCAUGGUUUUAAAAAGUUUACUGCAUAGUAUUAAAGUGACUACUGAUUUGAACUCACCAGAAAAAUGUAGAAAUUUUCUAAAGUAAUGAAAUUUGAAGGAGAAAAACAAAUCUUGUCAUUUUAAGAGGAGUUUAGAAAACACCUUGAAUUUUGAUAUAUAUUAGUUGUUGAUAUGCAUUGAAAGAACAUUAGCUUCAUUAGUCAACAACAGAUAUUAGGAAUUACUCCAAAGAGUAUAUUGUUUAUGUACAUAAUGAUAAUUCCCUUGGCUCUGGGCUUUUUUCUUUCUUUAUAUAUUUUAAUAGUGCAAGCUGGCUGAAGUGGCUUAAUUCAAGAUCAUAGUUUGUAAAUAUUAUUUGGAUUAAUCGAAGGUAGCCUUUGAAAAUUGUAUCUCUCUCUGAAUGAAUAAUUCGAAAAAAUUGCAUUAAAAAUGUACUGUUUGAAAUUCUUUCUUAAUUAUGUGAGUAAAGUGAAUGUGGUAUUUAAUUAAGAAAGUGCCUUAUCAGAUUAUGAAAAUAUAAGCCAUUUCCAUUCUAUAUUACAUGCAUGUUUCUCUCCCUUCCUCCUUCUCAUUACAAGAACGUCAUAUCUCCUUCAUCUUGUGUUUGUGUCUCUCUUUCUCCUACUUUAGGAGACGGUAGACUGUGAUUUGAGUUUACACUUAGUUUUGAUUAGUCUUUGAUCUUCAAAUGAAGCAUUGCCAGCUAAAUCUGAGUUACAGUACUAGCACAGUGAAAUUUACUGCAUUGAAUUGAAAAUAAGAAAUAAUCGCAUGUAAUACUUAUUCCCUUUUCUAUUGUUAUUCACUUGAAUGGGAUUUGCUGUGAUAGGGAUAAUUCAAUAGUCAUGUCUUUUCUUUUUAGAUUAUAUGAAAAGAUUGUCUUGAAUUAUCUCCUUAAUCAUUAAUAUUCAGUGAUAUUGUAAACUGGGAAAUCACCUUCAUAAGCAAAUUUACAAAAAUAAAAAAAUAUUAUUGCACAGAUCAUCAUAUUACUAAAGAGGAACGGAUAUCCAUGUGUGAUUCAAAUCAAAUAAAUCAGACGGAAAUUUGUUCAAUCCGCUUAUAUAACAUGCUUUGCAAAAAUAUAUUUUCGUAUUUGAAAAUUUGUUUUGGGAGAUGUAUGAUCCUAGUAAAUCUAGACUAUUAUUAUUAUUAUAAUUUGAAUGGAAGUAAGUUAUUCUUAGUACAGUAUUCAGUGUAGCCCAUGUCAAACAUUCUUGAAAGAUUAAUGAGAGAUUGAUGCUUUUUAUUAUUUGUAAUCUCUAUGUUAUUCUAAAUAACAACGUUCAUAAUUCACAAGCAAUGUAUAAUUUGAGUGCAUCUACAAAGUCUUUCCGUUUCUUUAAUGAUAGGUUAUGUGGAGAAGCUUCAAGUAUUUAUGUAAAUUGUAGUAAAGGUAGACAAAAUAAAAUCAAUUUUAUAAAGCUGCUAAUGGCAAACUUGCUAUCAAUAUAAAUACAAGAGUUUACAUUUUAUAUGAACAUUUAUGCUUGUCAUCUUAAACAAAUCUGAUGAAUAAAGUAUUUCCAAUGAAUGAGUAGCAAGAAAUAUUCAAUAAAGUUUAUAUAUAUAUAUUGACAUACAUAUAUAUAUUUGAUUUAUUGUUU
This is a messenger RNA of Strongylocentrotus purpuratus (purple sea urchin), 6151 nucleotides long. RefSeq lists its product as uncharacterized. Bases 693 to 3392 code for a protein of 899 amino acids. Gene Ontology annotation, biological process: regulation of barbed-end actin filament capping; carbohydrate metabolic process. The transcript is spliced from 22 exons. Gene Ontology annotation, molecular function: protein binding; beta-N-acetylhexosaminidase activity. The record is from RefSeq and is a predicted model, not a curated record. Gene Ontology annotation, cellular component: nucleus; cytoplasm. Lineage: Eukaryota; Metazoa; Echinodermata; Echinoidea; Camarodonta; Strongylocentrotidae.